This is a messenger RNA of Macrobrachium nipponense, 4495 nucleotides long. RefSeq names its product putative serine protease K12H4.7. The coding region runs from base 612 to 2129 and encodes 505 amino acids. The record is from RefSeq and is a predicted model, not a curated record. The transcript is spliced from 10 exons. NCBI's taxonomy places the organism in Eukaryota, Metazoa, Arthropoda, Malacostraca, Decapoda, Palaemonidae. Gene Ontology annotation, molecular function: dipeptidyl-peptidase activity; serine-type exopeptidase activity. Gene Ontology annotation, biological process: proteolysis.
GUCUGAUCUACUACUAAUUCUGCAUCGCACUAGACAUUUGACUUCUCGUGACCCUUAUCUGUCAUUGGUGUCCGUAUGACAGUUCGACAGUUAUCUUGUAAAGUACAAUGAAUUAGAGAGUGUCUGCAAAAGUAAAGGGCGUGCGCUUGGCCAUCUUAGGCAAGUAAGAUUGGGUCCACAAGAAGCCUCUAAUAAUGCAGGAGUAAUUUUUGUGUACAGGGUAUAGUUGAAAUACUGUGGUAGCCUUAUCAAGUGUUCCAUUGCUUAAGAAAUAGUAAACAUUAAACCGCAAAACUACUCUUGCUACCGAAUCGGUAGGUACGCAAGGAAAUCUCAACACUUUUGGAGGUUUAAUUGAGAUUUUGUCAUCUAAAGCUUAUUGGAACUCAUGUGCAAACAAGAGCUAUAAGUUUUUUUUAACAAACUUGAAAAUUUGAAAUUUGAGUAUAUCUUCUACUAAUUCUGGCUUCAGAUGGUGUAUGGGAAGCUUGUAAAACCAACAAAAUAAUAGCAGUUAUCUACUAUAGAGACAUUGCUUCAAGUAUCCUUUCAUUAUUUUAAAGACUAGAUAAUUCACUGAACUAGGUAGAAUAUCAGUUGGAACAUUCACUAUGAAAAGUUUUAUAACUACCAGUGGAUGUUCUUCAACUUUAUUAGCUACUGUAUGGCUAGUUUUAGGAUUGCCUCUACUUGGUGAAAGCUUAUCCAUGGGAUACAAAUAUGGAAGACCAAGGAAUGGAUUCAUGUACCCGCCACCCAAGCCGAAGGGAGUGACCUUGCCUCCUGAUCAGUGGUUUGUUCAAAAACUGGACCAUUUUAACCCAACAGACACCAGCACAUGGUCACAGAGAUAUUUCACCAAUUCCUCAUUCUACAAACCAGGAGGACCUGUGUUUUUGAUGAUAGGAGGAGAAGGCCCUGCUAACCCAAUAUGGAUGGUAGAAGGUGCCUGGAUUCCGUAUGCUGAACGUCUCAAUGCAUACUUGAUAAGCCUGGAACAUCGUUACUAUGGAAAAAGCCAUCCAACUGAAGAUGUCUCUGUUGAGAACCUGGUAUAUCUGAGUAGUGAGCAGGCCUUAGCUGACUUGGCUACUUUCACUGUUGCUAUGAAAGAGAAACUUGGACUGAAAGAUAACAAGUGGAUUGCAUUUGGUGGGUCAUAUCCAGGCUCCUUGGCUGCAUGGUAUCGUCUUAAAUACCCUCACUUGGUGCAUGGGUCCAUUGCCUCAAGUGCCCCCAUAGUUGCCCAGAUUGAUUUUAGAGAAUACCUGGAGGUUGUUCGUGAUGCCCUAGCAACAGUCAGUGAGGCUUGUAAUACUGCCAUUAAAGAAGCAACAAGACAGUUACAACUGCUUAUGGCUCAUAGAGUUGGUUGGCAAAACAUUACGAAACGUUUCAAGUUAUGUGUUCCUCUUGAUGGGACGAAGAAGUUGGAUGUAUCAAAUUUAUUUGCAACUCUUGCUGGGUACAUUGAAGAAGUUGUUCAGUACAACAAGGAUAACAGAGGGUUUGAAGGUGUCAAAGGAGUUAAUAUUACAAUUGAAACUUUAUGCAACAUCUUGAUGGAUGAGAAGAAGGGACCAGCAAUAGCAAGGUAUGGGGAAAUCAACGACAUGUUUCUUGCUCUGGAGGGAGAGAGCUGUUUAGAUUACACUUAUGAUAACAUGAUCAAGGAGUUCCAGGCCACAAGCUGGGAAAAUAACACAGAUGUAGGAGGGCGGUCAUGGAUAUACCAAACCUGCACAGAAUUUGGGUUUUAUCAGGGAUCAGACUCUCAUGAGCAACCAUUUGGAGAUGAAUUUCCUCUUCAGUUUUACACAAGACAGUGUCAAGAUAUAUUUGGCCCAAGGAUCUCACCUGAAGUACUGAAUGCAGGUGUCAGACGGACUAAUGCAGUAUAUGGUGGUCAUGAUUUGAAAGUAACUCGUGUCGUCUUUCCAAAUGGAUCAAUUGACCCCUGGCAUGCUCUGGGGGUUACUUCAAACAUUAGUGAUGAAGCCACAGCUAUCUUUAUUGAUGGUACAGCUCAUUGUGCAAACAUGUAUCCUGCAUCUACUACAGACCCUCCACAACUAACUCAAGCAAGAGAGAAAAUAUUUAGUCUUCUUCAAAAAUGGUUGAAGGAUUAAUGCUAUGUUCAAGAAUCUCGGUAUAGAAUUAGGUAAAUACUAGUUGUUGUAAUUUCUGAGUUUGCCACAAUUUUAGGCAUUUGUUGAACAUUUGUAACUAAAAGUAUAUUGUUUCAUCAAGUGUGUUUUUAGUAAGGAAUUUUAGUAAUUUAAAAGUUGUAUAUAGAGUGAAGUACAGUAACAUCAUCCUUGAUUGGACAGUGGCUAAUUGUUACGCAUUUAAGGUGUAAUCUUUAUUCAGGAUUUGUUAUGUGGUGAAUAUGUCUUGGAAUUCAGAUGGUGAAAAAUUCAACAUCAACCUUUCCUUUGUGGUGAUUUGAAUGAGUCAGAUAUCAGCAGUAGACUUCUUAAAUCUUUUCUUAUAUUAUAGAAGUAACCUGUUUUGUACAGUUCUUGAAUUGUUAUUCAAGACUCGAGCUUCUGUCAUGUAGAGUGAUAGUGGAAGUGUUUUAGUUGUCCUCUUAUAUAUGCUGGUAUUUUUCAAAUUGGCACCGUGUAGUCUUAAUCUGAACCAAGGUUUUAACCAUUCCUAUUUCAAUGUUUACAUUUUGACUGGAUAUUUUAGAUUUCUCUGCUAAUGUGUAAAGAAACUUUGUGAUUUUAUGCAAACAUGGAUUAUCUUAAGCUAAUCUCACAUAGAAAUGGUUGAAAAGUUCUGCUAUGUUUAGGAAUCGGAGUAAGUUUUAUGAUUACUAAAUCAUUGUUUGUUUUUAAAUGUUAGAAUAGUUUUGAGGCAUUUUGUUGGACUAGUUUUUAAGAUUAGCUAUUCACAAGCAUUGUUUCAAUUACAAGGGAGUUUAAGGUAUCUGGGGAGUACUGUGUUAGUCUUAUGACUCAUUUCUAAGCAACACUAUACUUGAGUAAAUACUAUAACAGUCUCACUGUGGAAUAGUUUGAAAAAUUGCUAAUUAGUUUCUCAGACAUAUUUUACUAGAUCUAGCUAAUUAGCUUCUCAGACAUUUUUGACUAGAUCAUUCUUAUUUGAAAUUGUACUGAUGAGAAACACAAAGUGUAAUGUUUUAGUUGUAAAGAUAUAAUUUUAAUGAGGUAACUGCAACUUGCAUGCUAUGCAGACAAGAAAAUGUCAGUAUGUAAUCCUUAGGGUUGUGUUUAUAAUGAAGUAACCACAGCCUGGUAUAUUUUAUUUUUCAUUUUAAAGUGUUUAUGCAAUGUGUUGGACUGUCUUGUGAUAACUACUGGGUGACACACUAUCAUCAUUUCUUGAGUGUUCUGAGUAAAAGGAAUAAGGCAUUAUGAAAAUAAAACACUUCUUUUGUACUUUAGCCUGGUCUCUAGGUAUUUGGUGUAUUUUUUAAAUAUAUAAAGACUGUUUUGGUGGGCAUAACUUUGUGCUAGUGCUAGCCAAGUUGUGAUGGAACAAGAAAAACACCGAGGCUUAAUUCCAGAAAAAAACAGAUAGUGGAAGUAAGAAAAAACAUGUAGGGCUUUAUUAACUUGGGAACCCAAUGACUUGUGGUCUUUCAGCCUUCCCUGAGUAUUGAGAAGGUUUUGUCUUGUAAUGAGAAAGGGAGAGAAGUAGUUACUGUAUUUUCUGUCAAAGGUGGUCUGACCUCAAAAAUGCACCCCAAUUUUGACACAAAAUAAAAAAUAAAUAAAGUAGAUAAGCAAAACAUCCUUUAUUAUAUUUUGUUUUAACAUAAAAGCAAUGUACAUAAUUUGCACAUUCAUAUCUGUAACAUGAUUGAGUGAUGAGACAAAUGGAGAUCUUACCAUUUGUUGUGAUGAAUGUGAUUGAGGGCACUUUAACACUUAAAGAGGUGAAAAACAAUAAUACUGUAUUUUGUAAAUGCAUUUAUUCUGUUCUUCAUAUAUUCAGUAAUAUACAGCUUAUGAUUGUAGUUAUGAGUAAGUCUUCCUUUCAUUAGUAUUGGCUAGACCAAGAAAGAGGUGUCCAAGAACAAUUUGUUUUUGGCUGUCCAGCAAGGAGGCUGGUUGCACAGCUUGGGCAAGAACUCAUGAAGUCAAGAGUACAUUGUGCCAGACCUCUUUCACCUUUUUUUACCUUUGGGAUGUUGCUCGCAAGGACACAUUCUCCUUGGGUCCUGUGGAGGCUGCUCAAGUUCUGUAGCAAACCUAGCUCUCCUAAUGGGACAGGUUGCAUCUUGAGUAAGGUAUUCAGUUAUCGAGAGAGAGUUGCAUGAAUGACUGGUCUCCCUCCUUUCUUGUAAGGUAGAGAGUCAGUAUGUUAAGCUGUGUACUAGUUGGGUGUACGUGGAAUCCAGGUAAACUGUAUGACCGAGCACCAGUCCUCAGUGUUCUUGUUUCGAUUCGAACGGAUGCAGGUCCCCCUUCUCUCUCGACAAGAGGAGAAGAGAACAGACAAUAAAACAAAUUUGUAGAUCUUA